This is a messenger RNA of Manihot esculenta (cassava), 1221 nucleotides long. RefSeq lists its product as uncharacterized. Bases 1 to 1221 code for a protein of 406 amino acids. NCBI's taxonomy places the organism in Eukaryota, Viridiplantae, Streptophyta, Magnoliopsida, Malpighiales, Euphorbiaceae. Gene Ontology annotation, molecular function: RNA-DNA hybrid ribonuclease activity; nucleic acid binding. The transcript has a single exon. The record is from RefSeq and is a predicted model, not a curated record.
AUGCCUUUAGAUGAGUCGAUGUUUGUUCCUGAAGCCAUGAGAGUAUGUGAUUUGUUUGUUGAAGGUGAGCUGCGUUGGGAUGUAGAGAAGCUAAUGAAUAUUUUUAGUGUUGCUGAUAUGAGAGCUAUUCUUACUAUUCUAUUGCCUCUAUUCCCAAAACCAGAUAAAUUAAUUUGGCACUUGCAUAAGAAGGGUGUGUACUCAGUUAAAUCUGCCUAUUUUUGUGCCUUAGAAUUGUCGGGUAGGACUGGUGUGCUAGAUUAUAAUGAUGGGUGGAACCAUCUUUGGUCUCUUGAUAUUCCUCCUAAAGUUCGUGAUUUUCUUUGGCGUGCUUAUCGUGGAGUGUUUCCUACUCGGGAUAUUCUUUUGAGGCGUGGGAUACAUGUACCUGCUACAUGUCUUUUUUGUGAUCAUGAUGAAUCUAUUUCACAUGUUUUUUUGCAUUGUCCAAUGGCUGUUGAGUUAUUGAGACUUGCUGAUUUUUCUACUGCUGUUGAUUUUCCUAUAUUCAUGGAUUUCUUUAUUCAUAUUUAUAAUACUUUUGGCAGAGAAAGGACAGCACGUAUGGCUAUACAUGCAUGGAAGUUAUGGCAUGUCAGGAAUGAAAGAUUAUGGGUCAAUAAAGUUUUGUCACCUAGUGAGGUUCAUCAUGCUGCUAGUUCCUAUUUUACUGAUUAUGUGGCUUUACUUGUGGCUCGGCUAAGGACGUUAUCCCACUCAUCUGUUCCUCGUGUGCUCCAUUUGGUUGAGGCUACCACUCUUGAAGUUGAUUGGAUUGCAUUCAUUGAUUGUGCAGUCUUUGCUAGUGCUGAUUUGUUCGAUUUUGCAGCAGUAUUUGAGGACUUGGAAGGCUUCUUUUCCAUUGUAAUUUCGGGUUUCUAUGAGGGGGGUGGGCAACCUGUUAUUGCUGAAACUUUGGCCUUGCGUCAAUGUGUAUCUUAUGCUAGAGAUUGUUUUCUUCAGCCUGGUUGUAUUUUUACGGAUAACCAAUCCUUAGUCUUGGCUAUUUGCUCUCCUCUGGAUGACUUUUCGGAGUUUGGAUUAGUUAUUUCUGAUUGCAAGGAUGCUAUGCGGUCUCAUGGUAACAUUCAUGUUCGUUGGGUACGGCGUUCAGAAAAUAGAGCCACCCAUUUAUUAGCUAGAGAGUCUAUUCAUCAUGGUAGAUUCAAGAUUUGGAUUGACAUUUCUGAUUGUCUCUUGGAUUAUUAUUCUACAAGAUAA